AAGUCGUGUGAAGCAAACGCCAUCUCUCUCUCUCUCUCGCUCUCUCCUUUUCUAUCUCUCCUUCCUCUUCCUUUCCUGCUCUGUCUCAGUUGCAAAAAUAUAUUAAUCAAAGUAAAGGAGCACUGUCCAAUCGUUUCUGAUUAUAAAAUUUUAUUAGAAUCAAAUUGUAACUAGAGAGAUCAAAAAUCCAAAUUCCAAGACCAAAAUCAGAAACCUGCAAAAUUCAUAAUCAGAAGGCGGCGCCACGCAAUGGGUCAAGUCUUUCGUAAGCUCUUCGAUACCUUCUUUGGCAACACCGAGAUGCGGGUUGUGAUGCUAGGGCUGGAUGCAGCUGGUAAAACAACCAUACUUUACAAGCUACAUAUUGGUGAAGUUUUAUCUACUGUCCCAACAAUUGGGUUCAAUGUGGAGAAAGUUCAGUAUAAGAAUGUGAUGUUCACUGUUUGGGAUGUUGGUGGACAAGAGAAAUUAAGGCCACUCUGGAGGCAUUAUUUUAAUAAUACAGAUGGACUGAUCUACGUUGUUGAUUCCUUGGACCGUGAGAGAAUUGGAAAAGCAAAAGCAGAGUUUCAGGCCAUCAUCAAAGAUCCAUUUAUGCUCAACAGUGUCAUCCUGGUAUUUGCCAACAAACAGGACAUGAAAGGAGCAAUGACGCCAAUGGAAGUAUGUGAAGGAUUAGGCCUUUUUGAACUCAAGAACAGAAAAUGGCACAUACAAGGGACUUGUGCGCUGAGGGGAGACGGCCUGUACGAGGGCUUGGAUUGGUUAGCUUCAACUUUGAAAGAAAUGAGAGCUGCUGGAUAUUCUUCAGCGGGCACCUCAUCAUUCUAAUAUUCCAGGUUUACUCGAAGACUUGAUGUUCGUGUAGAUGAAGGCAGAGUGUUGGCCAUGGAAGUCCUGAACUGUAAUCAAAUUUUUGUGGGUUGUCUAAAACAAAAGGAUUUUAUUAGGGUUCAUACCUUUGGUCCUACUGGGUACUUACAUGCGACUUCCAACAAUGUAAAUUUAGAUGCUGAUGAGGCCCUUUCAUUGAAAGUUGAAUUGGGAACUGGGAAUCUAUAGAUGUUAAGACGUCCCUUUACAUACAAGGUUAAAUGAUUGUUAUUUGUUAA
This is a messenger RNA of Hevea brasiliensis (rubber tree), 1112 nucleotides long. RefSeq lists its product as uncharacterized. Gene Ontology annotation, cellular component: cytoplasm. Lineage: Eukaryota; Viridiplantae; Streptophyta; Magnoliopsida; Malpighiales; Euphorbiaceae. Gene Ontology annotation, biological process: intracellular protein transport; vesicle-mediated transport. The coding region runs from base 250 to 831 and encodes 193 amino acids. The record is from RefSeq and is a predicted model, not a curated record. Gene Ontology annotation, molecular function: GTPase activity; GTP binding. The transcript is spliced from 7 exons.